Molecule: messenger RNA, 10895 nt
Organism: Homo sapiens (human)
Lineage: Eukaryota; Metazoa; Chordata; Mammalia; Primates; Hominidae
Gene: UBR5
Product: ubiquitin protein ligase E3 component n-recognin 5
Exons: 59
Coding region: 467-8866 (2799 amino acids)
Biological process (GO): protein ubiquitination; proteasome-mediated ubiquitin-dependent protein catabolic process
Cellular component (GO): nucleus; cytoplasm
Molecular function (GO): ubiquitin binding; zinc ion binding; ubiquitin protein ligase activity
Source: RefSeq, marked reviewed
AGAAGUGAAGAUGGCGGCGGCAGCUUCUCGCUAGUGACGCGCGGUGCGGGCUCAUCUCCUUCCCCUCCUUCCUCACCUCCCCUAGUCCGGACCCCGUCCGCCGCCGGGACCAGACCGUCCCCGUAGCCCGCAGCCAGCAGCCGCCCCUCUCCUCCCCCGGCCGCCCCUCUCCCAACGCCCGUCUGCCGCUGGCCGGCGGCGCGCCCCUGGUCCCGGCCGCCUGCCUCGCACUCCGCGCUGUCGCCGGGGGAGCGGGUGGCGUGUGGAUUCGCCCUCCUGCCCGCCCCUCCGGGCCGCGGACACACGCCCGGCAGGGAGGCGGCGGCGGCCCCUGCGUAUUUGCUUCCCUCCAUUUGGGGACUGGGAGGCGGCGGCGGCUGUGGGUUUUGGGGAGGGGUAGAGGGCUGGGGGGCGGGCGAGAGCGGGAGGGGGCCGCCCUCGAGUGGAGGACGAGAAGGAAAGCACCAUGACGUCCAUCCAUUUCGUGGUUCACCCGCUGCCGGGCACCGAGGACCAGCUCAAUGACAGGUUACGAGAAGUUUCUGAGAAGCUGAACAAAUAUAAUUUAAACAGCCACCCCCCUUUGAAUGUAUUGGAACAGGCUACUAUUAAACAGUGUGUGGUGGGACCAAAUCAUGCUGCCUUUCUUCUUGAGGAUGGUAGAGUUUGCAGGAUUGGUUUUUCAGUACAGCCAGACAGAUUGGAAUUGGGUAAACCUGAUAAUAAUGAUGGGUCAAAGUUGAACAGCAACUCGGGGGCAGGGAGGACGUCAAGGCCUGGUAGGACAAGCGACUCUCCAUGGUUUCUCUCAGGUUCUGAGACUCUAGGCAGGCUGGCAGGCAACACCUUAGGAAGCCGCUGGAGUUCUGGAGUGGGUGGAAGUGGUGGAGGAUCCUCUGGUAGGUCAUCAGCUGGAGCUCGAGAUUCCCGCCGGCAGACUCGAGUUAUUCGGACAGGACGGGAUCGAGGGUCUGGGCUUUUGGGCAGUCAGCCCCAGCCAGUUAUUCCAGCAUCUGUCAUUCCAGAGGAGCUGAUUUCACAGGCCCAAGUUGUUUUACAAGGCAAAUCCAGAAGUGUCAUUAUUCGAGAACUUCAGAGAACAAAUCUUGAUGUGAACCUUGCUGUAAAUAAUUUACUUAGCCGGGAUGAUGAAGAUGGAGAUGAUGGGGAUGAUACAGCCAGCGAAUCUUAUUUGCCUGGAGAGGAUCUUAUGUCUCUCCUUGAUGCCGACAUUCAUUCUGCCCACCCAAGUGUCAUUAUUGAUGCAGAUGCCAUGUUUUCUGAAGACAUUAGCUAUUUUGGUUACCCUUCUUUUCGUCGUUCAUCACUUUCCAGGCUAGGCUCAUCUCGAGUUCUCCUUCUUCCCUUAGAGAGAGACUCUGAGCUGUUGCGUGAACGUGAAUCCGUUUUACGUUUACGUGAACGAAGGUGGCUUGAUGGAGCCUCAUUUGAUAAUGAAAGGGGUUCUACCAGCAAGGAAGGAGAGCCAAACUUGGAUAAGAAGAAUACACCUGUUCAAAGUCCAGUAUCUCUAGGAGAAGAUUUGCAGUGGUGGCCUGAUAAGGAUGGAACAAAAUUCAUCUGUAUUGGGGCUCUGUAUUCUGAACUUCUGGCUGUCAGCAGUAAAGGAGAACUUUAUCAGUGGAAAUGGAGUGAAUCUGAGCCUUACAGAAAUGCCCAGAAUCCUUCAUUACAUCAUCCACGAGCAACAUUUUUGGGGUUAACCAAUGAAAAGAUAGUCCUCCUGUCUGCAAAUAGCAUAAGAGCAACUGUAGCUACAGAAAAUAACAAGGUUGCUACAUGGGUGGAUGAAACUUUAAGUUCUGUGGCUUCUAAAUUAGAGCACACUGCUCAGACUUACUCUGAACUUCAAGGAGAGCGGAUAGUUUCUUUACAUUGCUGUGCCCUUUACACCUGCGCUCAGCUGGAAAACAGUUUAUAUUGGUGGGGUGUAGUUCCUUUUAGUCAAAGGAAGAAAAUGUUAGAGAAAGCUAGAGCAAAAAAUAAAAAGCCUAAAUCCAGUGCUGGUAUUUCUUCAAUGCCGAACAUCACUGUUGGUACCCAGGUAUGCUUGAGAAAUAAUCCUCUUUAUCAUGCUGGAGCAGUUGCAUUUUCAAUUAGUGCUGGGAUUCCUAAAGUUGGUGUCUUAAUGGAGUCAGUUUGGAAUAUGAAUGACAGCUGUAGAUUUCAACUUAGAUCUCCUGAAAGCUUGAAAAACAUGGAAAAAGCUAGCAAAACUACUGAAGCUAAGCCUGAAAGUAAGCAGGAGCCAGUGAAAACAGAAAUGGGUCCUCCACCAUCUCCAGCAUCCACGUGUAGUGAUGCAUCCUCAAUUGCCAGCAGUGCAUCAAUGCCAUACAAACGACGACGGUCAACCCCUGCACCAAAAGAAGAGGAAAAGGUGAAUGAAGAGCAGUGGUCUCUUCGGGAAGUGGUUUUUGUGGAAGAUGUCAAGAAUGUUCCUGUUGGCAAGGUGCUAAAAGUAGAUGGUGCCUAUGUUGCUGUAAAAUUUCCAGGAACCUCCAGUAAUACUAACUGUCAGAACAGCUCUGGUCCAGAUGCUGACCCUUCUUCUCUCCUGCAGGAUUGUAGGUUACUUAGAAUUGAUGAAUUGCAGGUUGUCAAAACUGGUGGAACACCGAAGGUUCCCGACUGUUUCCAAAGGACUCCUAAAAAGCUUUGUAUACCUGAAAAAACAGAAAUAUUAGCAGUGAAUGUAGAUUCCAAAGGUGUUCAUGCUGUUCUGAAGACUGGAAAUUGGGUACGAUACUGUAUCUUUGAUCUUGCUACAGGAAAAGCAGAACAGGAAAAUAAUUUUCCUACAAGCAGCAUUGCUUUCCUUGGUCAGAAUGAGAGGAAUGUAGCCAUUUUCACUGCUGGACAGGAAUCUCCCAUUAUUCUUCGAGAUGGAAAUGGUACCAUCUACCCAAUGGCCAAAGAUUGCAUGGGAGGAAUAAGGGAUCCCGAUUGGCUGGAUCUUCCACCUAUUAGUAGUCUUGGAAUGGGUGUGCAUUCUUUAAUAAAUCUUCCUGCCAAUUCAACAAUCAAAAAGAAAGCUGCUGUUAUCAUCAUGGCUGUAGAGAAACAAACCUUAAUGCAACACAUUCUGCGCUGUGACUAUGAGGCCUGUCGACAAUAUCUAAUGAAUCUUGAGCAAGCGGUUGUUUUAGAGCAGAAUCUACAGAUGCUGCAGACAUUCAUCAGCCACAGAUGUGAUGGAAAUCGAAAUAUUUUGCAUGCUUGUGUAUCAGUUUGCUUUCCAACCAGCAAUAAAGAAACUAAAGAAGAAGAGGAAGCGGAGCGUUCUGAAAGAAAUACAUUUGCAGAAAGGCUUUCUGCUGUUGAGGCCAUUGCAAAUGCAAUAUCAGUUGUUUCAAGUAAUGGCCCAGGUAAUCGGGCUGGAUCAUCAAGUAGCCGAAGUUUGAGAUUACGGGAAAUGAUGAGACGUUCGUUGAGAGCAGCUGGUUUGGGUAGACAUGAAGCUGGAGCUUCAUCCAGUGACCACCAGGAUCCAGUUUCACCCCCCAUAGCUCCCCCUAGUUGGGUUCCUGACCCUCCUGCGAUGGAUCCUGAUGGUGACAUUGAUUUUAUCCUGGCCCCCGCUGUGGGAUCUCUUACCACAGCAGCAACCGGUACUGGUCAAGGACCAAGCACCUCCACUAUUCCAGGUCCUUCCACAGAGCCAUCUGUAGUAGAAUCCAAGGAUCGAAAGGCGAAUGCUCAUUUUAUAUUGAAAUUGUUAUGUGACAGUGUGGUUCUCCAGCCCUAUCUACGAGAACUUCUUUCUGCCAAGGAUGCAAGAGGGAUGACCCCAUUUAUGUCAGCUGUAAGUGGCCGAGCUUAUCCUGCUGCAAUUACCAUCUUAGAAACUGCUCAGAAAAUUGCAAAAGCUGAAAUAUCCUCAAGUGAAAAAGAGGAAGAUGUAUUCAUGGGAAUGGUUUGCCCAUCAGGUACCAACCCUGAUGACUCUCCUUUAUAUGUUUUAUGUUGUAAUGACACUUGCAGUUUUACAUGGACUGGAGCAGAGCACAUUAACCAGGAUAUUUUUGAGUGUCGAACUUGUGGCUUGCUGGAGUCACUGUGUUGUUGUACGGAAUGUGCAAGGGUUUGUCAUAAAGGUCAUGAUUGCAAACUCAAACGGACAUCACCAACAGCCUACUGUGAUUGUUGGGAGAAAUGUAAAUGUAAAACUCUUAUUGCUGGACAGAAAUCUGCUCGUCUUGAUCUACUUUAUCGCCUGCUCACUGCUACUAAUCUGGUUACUCUGCCAAACAGCAGGGGAGAGCACCUCUUACUAUUCUUAGUACAGACAGUCGCAAGGCAGACGGUGGAGCAUUGUCAAUACAGGCCACCUCGAAUCAGGGAAGAUCGUAACCGAAAAACAGCCAGUCCUGAAGAUUCAGAUAUGCCAGAUCAUGAUUUAGAGCCUCCAAGAUUUGCCCAGCUUGCAUUGGAGCGUGUUCUACAGGACUGGAAUGCCUUGAAAUCUAUGAUUAUGUUUGGGUCGCAGGAGAAUAAAGACCCUCUUAGUGCCAGCAGUAGAAUAGGCCAUCUUUUGCCAGAAGAGCAAGUAUACCUCAAUCAGCAAAGUGGCACAAUUCGGCUGGACUGUUUCACUCAUUGCCUUAUAGUUAAGUGUACAGCAGAUAUUUUGCUUUUAGAUACUCUACUAGGUACACUAGUGAAAGAACUCCAAAACAAAUAUACACCUGGACGUAGAGAAGAAGCUAUUGCUGUGACAAUGAGGUUUCUACGUUCAGUGGCAAGAGUUUUUGUUAUUCUGAGUGUGGAAAUGGCUUCAUCCAAAAAGAAAAACAACUUUAUUCCACAGCCAAUUGGAAAAUGCAAGCGUGUAUUCCAAGCAUUGCUACCUUACGCUGUGGAAGAAUUGUGCAACGUAGCAGAGUCACUGAUUGUUCCUGUCAGAAUGGGGAUUGCUCGUCCAACUGCACCAUUUACCCUGGCUAGUACUAGCAUAGAUGCCAUGCAGGGCAGUGAAGAAUUAUUUUCAGUGGAACCACUACCACCACGACCAUCAUCUGAUCAGUCUAGCAGCUCCAGUCAGUCUCAGUCAUCCUACAUCAUCAGGAAUCCACAGCAGAGGCGCAUCAGCCAGUCACAGCCCGUUCGGGGCAGAGAUGAAGAACAGGAUGAUAUUGUUUCAGCAGAUGUGGAAGAGGUUGAGGUGGUGGAGGGUGUGGCUGGAGAAGAGGAUCAUCAUGAUGAACAGGAAGAACACGGGGAAGAAAAUGCUGAGGCAGAGGGACAACAUGAUGAGCAUGAUGAAGACGGGAGUGAUAUGGAGCUGGACUUGUUAGCAGCAGCUGAAACAGAAAGUGAUAGUGAAAGUAACCACAGCAACCAAGAUAAUGCUAGUGGGCGCAGAAGCGUUGUCACUGCAGCAACUGCUGGUUCAGAAGCAGGAGCAAGCAGUGUUCCUGCCUUCUUUUCUGAAGAUGAUUCUCAAUCGAAUGACUCAAGUGAUUCUGAUAGCAGUAGUAGUCAGAGUGACGACAUAGAACAGGAGACCUUUAUGCUUGAUGAGCCAUUAGAAAGAACCACAAAUAGCUCCCAUGCCAAUGGUGCUGCCCAAGCUCCCCGUUCAAUGCAGUGGGCUGUCCGCAACACCCAGCAUCAGCGAGCAGCCAGUACAGCCCCUUCCAGUACAUCUACACCAGCAGCAAGUUCAGCGGGUUUGAUUUAUAUUGAUCCUUCAAACUUACGCCGGAGUGGUACCAUCAGUACAAGUGCUGCAGCUGCAGCAGCUGCUUUGGAAGCUAGCAACGCCAGCAGUUACCUAACAUCUGCAAGCAGUUUAGCCAGGGCUUACAGCAUUGUCAUUAGACAAAUCUCGGACUUGAUGGGCCUUAUUCCUAAGUAUAAUCACCUAGUAUACUCUCAGAUUCCAGCAGCUGUGAAAUUGACUUACCAAGAUGCAGUAAACUUACAGAACUAUGUAGAAGAAAAGCUUAUUCCCACUUGGAACUGGAUGGUCAGUAUUAUGGAUUCUACUGAAGCUCAAUUACGUUAUGGUUCUGCAUUAGCAUCUGCUGGUGAUCCUGGACAUCCAAAUCAUCCUCUUCACGCUUCUCAGAAUUCAGCGAGAAGAGAGAGGAUGACUGCGCGAGAAGAAGCUAGCUUACGAACACUUGAAGGCAGACGACGUGCCACCUUGCUUAGCGCCCGUCAAGGAAUGAUGUCUGCACGAGGAGACUUCCUAAAUUAUGCUCUGUCUCUAAUGCGGUCUCAUAAUGAUGAGCAUUCUGAUGUUCUUCCAGUUUUGGAUGUUUGCUCAUUGAAGCAUGUGGCAUAUGUUUUUCAAGCACUUAUAUACUGGAUUAAGGCAAUGAAUCAGCAGACAACAUUGGAUACACCUCAACUAGAACGCAAAAGGACGCGAGAACUCUUGGAACUGGGUAUUGAUAAUGAAGAUUCAGAACAUGAAAAUGAUGAUGACACCAAUCAAAGUGCUACUUUGAAUGAUAAGGAUGAUGACUCUCUUCCUGCAGAAACUGGCCAAAACCAUCCAUUUUUCCGACGUUCAGACUCCAUGACAUUCCUUGGGUGUAUACCCCCAAAUCCAUUUGAAGUGCCUCUGGCUGAAGCCAUCCCCUUGGCUGAUCAGCCACAUCUGUUGCAGCCAAAUGCUAGAAAGGAGGAUCUUUUUGGCCGUCCAAGUCAGGGUCUUUAUUCUUCAUCUGCCAGUAGUGGGAAAUGUUUAAUGGAGGUUACAGUGGAUAGAAACUGCCUAGAGGUUCUUCCAACAAAAAUGUCUUAUGCUGCCAAUCUGAAAAAUGUAAUGAACAUGCAAAACCGGCAAAAAAAAGAAGGGGAAGAACAGCCCGUGCUGCCAGAAGAAACUGAGAGUUCAAAACCAGGGCCAUCUGCUCAUGAUCUUGCUGCACAAUUAAAAAGUAGCUUACUAGCAGAAAUAGGACUUACUGAAAGUGAAGGGCCACCUCUCACAUCUUUCAGGCCACAGUGUAGCUUUAUGGGAAUGGUUAUUUCCCAUGAUAUGCUGCUAGGACGUUGGCGCCUUUCUUUAGAACUGUUCGGCAGGGUAUUCAUGGAAGAUGUUGGAGCAGAACCUGGAUCAAUCCUAACUGAAUUGGGUGGUUUUGAGGUAAAAGAAUCAAAAUUCCGCAGAGAAAUGGAAAAACUGAGAAACCAGCAGUCAAGAGAUUUGUCACUAGAGGUUGAUCGGGAUCGAGAUCUUCUCAUUCAGCAGACUAUGAGGCAGCUUAACAAUCACUUUGGUCGAAGAUGUGCUACUACACCAAUGGCUGUACACAGAGUAAAAGUCACAUUUAAGGAUGAGCCAGGAGAGGGCAGUGGUGUAGCACGAAGUUUUUAUACAGCCAUUGCACAAGCAUUUUUAUCAAAUGAAAAAUUGCCAAAUCUAGAGUGUAUCCAAAAUGCCAACAAAGGCACCCACACAAGUUUAAUGCAGAGAUUAAGGAACCGAGGAGAGAGAGACCGGGAAAGGGAGAGAGAAAGGGAAAUGAGGAGGAGUAGUGGUUUGCGAGCAGGUUCUCGGAGGGACCGGGAUAGAGACUUUAGAAGACAGCUUUCCAUCGACACUAGGCCCUUUAGACCAGCCUCUGAAGGGAAUCCUAGCGAUGAUCCUGAGCCUUUGCCAGCACAUCGGCAGGCACUUGGAGAGAGGCUUUAUCCUCGUGUACAAGCAAUGCAACCAGCAUUUGCAAGUAAAAUCACUGGCAUGUUGUUGGAAUUAUCCCCAGCUCAGCUGCUUCUCCUUCUAGCAAGUGAGGAUUCUCUGAGAGCAAGAGUGGAUGAGGCCAUGGAACUCAUUAUUGCACAUGGACGGGAAAAUGGAGCUGAUAGUAUCCUGGAUCUUGGAUUAGUAGACUCCUCAGAAAAGGUACAGCAGGAAAACCGAAAGCGCCAUGGCUCUAGUCGAAGUGUAGUAGAUAUGGAUUUAGAUGAUACAGAUGAUGGUGAUGACAAUGCCCCUUUGUUUUACCAACCUGGGAAAAGAGGAUUUUAUACUCCAAGGCCUGGCAAGAACACAGAAGCAAGGUUGAAUUGUUUCAGAAACAUUGGCAGGAUUCUUGGACUAUGUCUGUUACAGAAUGAACUAUGUCCUAUCACAUUGAAUAGACAUGUAAUUAAAGUAUUGCUUGGUAGAAAAGUCAAUUGGCAUGAUUUUGCUUUUUUUGAUCCUGUAAUGUAUGAGAGUUUGCGGCAACUAAUCCUCGCGUCUCAGAGUUCAGAUGCUGAUGCUGUUUUCUCAGCAAUGGAUUUGGCAUUUGCAAUUGACCUGUGUAAAGAAGAAGGUGGAGGACAGGUUGAACUCAUUCCUAAUGGUGUAAAUAUACCAGUCACUCCACAGAAUGUAUAUGAGUAUGUGCGGAAAUACGCAGAACACAGAAUGUUGGUAGUUGCAGAACAGCCCUUACAUGCAAUGAGGAAAGGUCUACUAGAUGUGCUUCCAAAAAAUUCAUUAGAAGAUUUAACGGCAGAAGAUUUUAGGCUUUUGGUAAAUGGCUGCGGUGAAGUCAAUGUGCAAAUGCUGAUCAGUUUUACCUCUUUCAAUGAUGAAUCAGGAGAAAAUGCUGAGAAGCUUCUGCAGUUCAAGCGUUGGUUCUGGUCAAUAGUAGAGAAGAUGAGCAUGACAGAACGACAAGAUCUUGUUUACUUUUGGACAUCAAGCCCAUCACUGCCAGCCAGUGAAGAAGGAUUCCAGCCUAUGCCCUCAAUCACAAUAAGACCACCAGAUGACCAACAUCUUCCUACUGCAAAUACUUGCAUUUCUCGACUUUACGUCCCACUCUAUUCCUCUAAACAGAUUCUCAAACAGAAAUUGUUACUCGCCAUUAAGACCAAGAAUUUUGGUUUUGUGUAGAGUAUAAAAAGUGUGUAUUGCUGUGUAAUAUUACUAGCAAAUUUUGUAGAUUUUUUUCCAUUUGUCUAUAAAAGUUUAUGGAAGUUAAUGCUGUCAUACCCCCCUGGUGGUACCUUAAAGAGAUAAAAUGCAGACAUUCCUUGCUGAGUUUAUAGCUUAAAGGCCUAAGGAGCACUAGCAACAUUUGGCUAUAUUGGUUUGCUAGUCACCAACUUCUGGGUCUAACCCCAGCCAAAGAUGACAGCAGAACAACAUAAUUUACACUGUGAUUUAUCUUUUUGCUGAGGGGGAAAAAAUGUAAAUGUUCUGAAAAUUCACUGCUGCCUUUGUGGAAACUGUUUCAGCAAAGGUUCUUGUAUAGAGGGAAUAGGGAAUUUCAAAAUAAAAAAUUAAGUAUGUUCUGUGUUUUCAUUUUAACUUUUUUUAUGGUGUUUAAUUUGUGGUUGGCUGCAACUGUGUAUCAUGUAUAUGGAACUUGUAAAAAAGUUCUCGACAUUCAGAUCUUAAGAGAUGAAAUCACUUUUACCUAUAAAAACCACUUUUAUUGCGGUUUGACUGCAUUGAGCUCUAGGAUAUUAAAUGAUAUCACUAAUAUUUUGCAUGUAAUUUGCUCAUUUGAGUGAGGGCACUUUUUUUGUACAUAUGAUGGGGCCAAUGCACAAUACUUUUAUCACAAUCAACUUUUUCUUUGUAUCCCUAUUUCAAUGAGCAGUCAGUCUCAAGAGGUUACUGCACUUCAGUUCUAACUAGACAUUUGUACUAAGGUAUUUCAGUUAUGUAAACUCAGCCUGGGCACUUUCUGAUAACUGUAAAAUGUUUUAUAAGAUCAUGAUUAUUGAAGAUACAUUUUGGAAAAUUUUAAAUGUUCGUGAGCAGCUUAACUACUUUUGUAUCUAGCCUUUUUUAAGUAUCUUGUUACAUUUACUUUUUUAAAUAAAGAAAUUACAGAAGAAAUGUCAAGUAAUAUUGAAGAAACAAUAGUUUUUAUUUAUGUAGUUGUACAUUUUUAAACUAAGGGCAAUACACUGACAUGGUUAUGUGCAUAAAAAUUUUGACUUAAAGAACUGGAAGUUUAUAUACACCUGGACUAUAAGAAACAGAAGAAAAUCAGUCCACAUUUUACAGUUAGCAGAGAAUCCUAAAUGGCACUGGCCUGGCCACCUUUUCAUUUUACAAAUGGGGGAAGUGAAGUGUGACCCCUUACUUGGCAUAGGAAGUUAACUUACACCUAAUAACUGACAGGUUUUUGUUUUGAUGACCUAUUAAUUAUGUAGCCUAGGAUUAAUAUCCCAAAAUUACUCUGGUUUAAGUAGCUUUAUUCAGUGGCAUAAUAACACUGUUUUCUUCCUUAAGUCUUCAAUGAAGUGACUUAAAACAGUCACUUUACAUAUUAAAAAUGAGGAGAGCAAUUCUCUGGAAUCUCUCCUUUCAGUUCCUUUGUAGGAUUUCUGGCCUUGAGGAUAGUCUUCAUGUUCAAAGGCACUAUGCUUUUAUUAUAUAACUUCCUUCAGAAGACUGAACCACAUGAUAUUCUCAGCCCUGUUAACACUAAAAAUAUUUAAAACUGAAUGAUAGUAGUGACUCAUUGUAUUACUUAAAACUUAUAUAACACGCUGUAUUAGAUGUGUGUAAAUUAGCCAAAGGUUAUUUUACAAAGUGAGACAUUGGUUUUUAUGUCUAAAUGCUAUUUCUGAAUAAAUGAAAUAGUAAUUAGAUCAAGAGCUGAUUAGCAUCAAUGUGUUUGAAAGAUAUAAAAUUUAUACAUCACCUUAACCUCUGUAUGCACAUGAUGGGAUUGAUAAAAUAUUAAAUGAGAACAAACUAGAUAUGAUUAGGACAUUUGAAACCCUAAUUGUGAAUUUAUUUUUAAUAGUUACUGAAAUGAAAAUAUUUAAAAUAAUGCACAAUGUCUUAAGUCUUCCUAAAUCAAGAUUUUGGUUAAAAAAUACUUCUAAUAAUAGUAAAAGAUUUUUUUUUUAAGUAAAUCAUAAAACGGUUCUAAAUGUAAAAUAAAGACAUGUAAAAUAAA